This is a messenger RNA of Branchiostoma belcheri (Belcher's lancelet), 528 nucleotides long. RefSeq names its product leucine-rich repeat-containing protein 4B-like. The record is from RefSeq and is a predicted model, not a curated record. Lineage: Eukaryota; Metazoa; Chordata; Leptocardii; Amphioxiformes; Branchiostomatidae. The transcript has 3 exons. Gene Ontology annotation, molecular function: protein binding. Bases 1 to 528 code for a protein of 175 amino acids.
AUGGGAAGAAAGCUCCUGCACCUGCUGGUUUACCUACUCAUCAUCCUGAAGGAGCCCAACAUGCCGGAAGCUAAUGCCGUCGUCUGCGGCUGUAAACCAUCAUGGAGAUCAUAUUACUGCCGUCGUAAUGAAGGCCUGACCAGCAUCCCUCAGAAACUCCCAACAUCCAUCUCGAAAUUGUUGUGCCUGGAACAUAACAAGAUAAGUAAGAUUGAAGAUGGCGCACUUGCUAAUCUGCCCCGGCUAGGAGCCUUGUACCUGAAUGACAACCAGAUAACUACCAUUCAUUGCGAUGCAUUUGCUUAUCUGCCCUGCCUAUAUUCCCUGGACCUUCGAAACAACCAGAUAACUACCAUCCAUUCUGAUACAUUUGCUAAUCUGCCCCAGCUACAAUCGUUGUGCCUGAAAAAGAACAAGAUAACUACCAUUCAUUCUGAUACAUUUGCUAAUCUGCCCAAGCUACGUUUCUUGUCGUUGUACGACAACCAGAUAACCACCAUCCCUUCUGAAUGGGCAGGGCCAGGCUAA